GCCCUUAUAAAUACAUUUUGCUGGAGCUGCUGUACUUGAACCCUGUCUUGGGUUCAGGUGUGUGAGUCAGUUUUGGCUGGUGGAAUUCCCUGGAACGCAACAAGGAAAUUUCCUAAAACCCUGGGGAGACAUUCCUACGAAGCAAAUGUAAAAUUCUGGCAACUGAUAGGAGAAUUCCUGGAAAGCAAAGGGAAACCAUCCUAGAAAGUUAAAUAUUCUGGAAAACAAAUGGGAAAUUUUCUGCAAGACAAUGUAGGAAUUUUCUUGAGAGCAGUAGGGGGAAGUAGGAAUUUGUAGAAAGCAAUGGGGGGACUUUCUAUAGGGAGGAUAGCGUAGAGAGACAGGGAGAGAAAUUCUAGAAAGCAAGGAGGAAAUUUCCUCAAAUACCUAGAAAAUUUCUGAAAAGUAACUAAUAAUUCCUAGAGGGUAAAUUUCUGAGAAAGUGAAGGAGAAAUUGGUGGAAAGCAAAAGGGAAAUUCCGGGGAGAGGAAGAAUGAUAUUAUUUCAGAAAUAAUUUCUUGCUUCCCAGGGAGUAAGUCUCAUGGGGGAAUUUCCUAGGAAAGCACUGGAGAUCCUCUAAGCAGAGGGGAAAAUCCUGGAAAGCAAUGGAGGACUCUAGAGAGCAACAAGGACAUUUCCCAGGAAACAAGGAAGAAAUAGCCUUCAAAGUGACUGGGAAAUUUCAUGGGAAACAGUGGGGUUUUGUUUAGGAAGGAAGCUGAAGAUUUCCUGGAAAACAAAAGGCAAUGUUCUGGAAAAACAUGUAGGAGUGCCUAGUAAGCAGCAGGGAGAAGUUCCUGGAAAGAAGAGGAAAUUUCCUCAAAAGCAGCACAGUGGGAAAAGAGGCAGCAGCAACUCCGUGUUUCAGCCCCACUGACCCCCACUCUGAUCCUUGGGUAAUGAACUCGAAAAACAUCUCAGGGGAUUUGAGUGGUUUUUGCUGCUUCCCGCAGAGCUCCAGGGGGCUCAGGGGAGAGCCGGGAGGGCGCUGGGGCUGCCCCUGACCUGCCUCCUGUCAUGGGUAUGGAUGAGCUGUUUCGCCUCUGCUUCAAUGUCGAGCGUUGCACUCCGGGCCUUGGCCUUUAAUUGCGUUUUAUUUCUUGACAGCCUUAGCUGCAGCCGAGGCAGCCCGGGAGAAGAAGGGUUAAAAUAACAGAAAAUCGCCCGGGGAUUCCCAGCCCUGUGCCCAGGCGCGCCCCGGGAAAACCCGGCGGGAGCGGGUGCGGCUGAGCCCCAGGGCUCUGUUUGCCCCAAGCUCACGUUUUAAGUCCGGUUUAUUUAUUUUAAAUAUGGUUAGUUUGGGGAGGGGGUUGCGCGGGGCUGCGCAGCAGCAUCUCCGGGGGCAGGACCGGGCUGGAGCAUCCCCCGGGCACCCGCGGGAGCGGCGGGACACACACGCACACACCCCCACAUACCCUCCCCUCGGGAGCGGCGGCACUUUCACUUUCGGAAGGGACACGUGAUUUCCAGGAAAACGGGAGUAGGCGGAUAAAGGACCGGGCGGGAAGCGGCCGCCCCCCGCACCGAGGUCGCCGCCCGUCCCGUCGCAGCAGCUCGGCGGAGCCCGCACUAUGGCAGCGCUGGAGAACGAGGGGGAGGCCCAGAGGCUGCGUUUCGUCCCGUGGCUCCUGAACGCCAUCAACAGCGGGAACUACCGCGGGCUGCGCUGGCUCGACCGCGAGCGCACCACCUUCCGCGUCCCCUGGAAGCACAACGCCAGGAAGGACAUCACCAGCAGCGACCUGGAGGUCUUCAAGGCCUGGGCAAAGGUGGGUGGGCGGUAUGAGGAGUCAUCUGAGGACCCGGUCAAGUGGAAGACCAACUUCCGCUGUGCCCUGAGCAGCACCGGCAUGUUCAAACGGCUGAAGGACAAUUCCAAGUGUGGUGAAGACCCACACAUGGUCUUCACCAUUAACCAAGCCACCCAUCAGCGCAGCACGGAGGGGGAUUUCAGCAGCCCUGAUCCUGCGGUGGACCAGCAGCCAGCACAACAGCAGCUGCAGGUGGAGCUUCACCCCCAAGACAUGGCCCCAGAAAUUGCUCUCCCAGGCAGCACCGACCCCACACAGCCCAUGUCACUGGAGAAGCUGCUGCAGCUGUGUGACAUCUCCCCCCGUGACACUGUCUGCAUGACCCCGUCCUGGGUGCCCACAGGGGACACCCUCAACCCGGACAUCCUGCUCCAGCCUCCCCAGGACAGCCUGCUCCAGCUUUAUGCCGACCCCAGCCAGAACAACUGCUUCCCUCUCCCAGCAUUUCAGCAGGGGGUGCCCACAGUGGAGCAGCCCGCUUUGGGCACCUACAGGCCCCUGAACUUCAUGCCACCAGAGGAGCUAGGAGCCGUGCCACUGCCAUGUCACCUGACAGAGGGCGUGGUCCCCAUGCAGUCACCAGGGGAGGCGAUGUUUUUGGUCCCCGCUGCCAGCCCUGUGCCACAGCCACAGCAGCUGGUGGGUGACACAGGUGCCUUCGUCUCUAACCUGGAUGUCACCAUCUACUACCGGGGAAAGGAGUUCCAUCGGGAGAUCGUGCAGGGCAGCCACUGCCUGCUGACGUACCAGCCCCUCGGUGGCUCACCAGCGGUGGCUCAGGGUCCCUGGCACGUGGUGCACUUCCCCAGCCCCGCCAACAUGGCCGAUAGAAAGCAGUGGCGUAUCACCGAGGAGCUGCUGGGCAAGGUGGGGCUGCAGCUGGAGCAACGUGCCUACAAGGUCUUUGCCACCCGCCGGGAGAAGUGCAAGGUGUUCUGGGCCCUGUCCCAACAGCUCGAAGGUGUCGAGGACCCCCCAUUCAACCUUCUCUGCCGGGAUCAGGAAACCCCUAUUUUUGACUUCAGUGAGUUUAGCACAGAGCUAAGGGACUUCCGCAACGGCCAAAGGCGGCGGUCCCCUGACUUCACCAUCUACCUCUGCUUUGGUCAGGCCUUCUCCAAGGCCAAGCCUAAGGAGGCCAAGCUCAUCCUGGUCAAGGUGAAGGAGCCAACAACCACUGCUGCCCAGGGAAGGGGAGAGACUCAUGAGGGCCAGGGGAGCUGGGACUCUGGGUGUCUGAGGAGGGGGACCCUCGAGUUGGUGCCCAAGUUCUGCGAGUACUGCUAUGAGAUGGUGCUGCAGGAGGGAGCCUCAUCCCUCGACAGCCACACCAUCAGCCUGCAGCUCUCAGACUCCUUCAGUCUCUACGAUCUCAUUGAGCAGUACACCAUGCAGCUGGACUGACCCCCAACCACCACAUGGUCCCUGGGACAGGCAGCAGGACCACUGGGCACUGUGCAAACCGGCACCCCCAGCUCAGGGACAGCUUCACUGACCAAUCCCGGAACUCACAUGUUUCUUUUCUCCUCGGUCAGCUGCUAACGUGUUUUUGUGGGUUGUGAUCAUUUACAGAUUUAUUUUCUUAAUUUUUCCAAGUUUAAAUAUAUGUUCAGAAAAGUA
Pseudopipra pipra is the source of this 3431-nucleotide messenger RNA. It is a transcript of the gene IRF7, whose product is annotated as interferon regulatory factor 7. The transcript has 11 exons. Bases 1572 to 3215 code for a protein of 547 amino acids. The record is from RefSeq and is a predicted model, not a curated record. Gene Ontology annotation, cellular component: nucleus. Gene Ontology annotation, molecular function: protein binding; DNA-binding transcription factor activity, RNA polymerase II-specific; RNA polymerase II cis-regulatory region sequence-specific DNA binding. Gene Ontology annotation, biological process: regulation of transcription by RNA polymerase II; immune system process. Lineage: Eukaryota; Metazoa; Chordata; Aves; Passeriformes; Pipridae.